UUAUUAAAACAAUUGAUUUGUAAAUCAAAUUUUUCAAUAGAUUUCUGGAUUGAAUUGAUUGAUGAGUUUUGUUGAGACAAAUCAAAACCCAACUGAAGAUUACUUGCGAAGACAAUGACCACAACAACGACAGCAAUGAAUGACUCGUUUGAUCGUUUCGGCGAUGAUUUGGCGGAACUAUUGCUUCAAUAUCUGUCAAUCGAUGACAAACUUAGACUACAAUCGGUAUCCAAACAGUGGUUGGCAUUGAUAUUCACCGGUCAAACACAUCUAGUAUUGGAUGAAAAACUAUUCAAACGGAUGUCUUUCGAGAUGACCGUAAAAAAUGUUAAAAAGUUAAAACUGUUUGAAACGAUUGUUAAAAAGUGUCCAAACAUUACAAAAGUUAAUGUAAGAGAUAUCAAUUUCUUUGACGGUUUACUGGAUCUGCUUAUCAAAUACUGCAACCAAUUGACACACUUAUCAAUAAAACAAAAGGUUACUGAAGUCUGGCCGGUCGUAGAGCCGAUAUUUGCGGAGUUUAUCGAGCGAUUUGGCCAACAAUUGAAGACAUUCAAGUUUGACGGCAAUAAUCAACAAUUCAAUCGACAAUUAUUGUACAAAGUUUGCGAUCGAUUGUCUCACUUAAAGACAGUGGAGAUCACUGGAAAUGACGAUUUAUUUACCGAUAGUCACUUCCGGGUCAAUCGGUUGCCGAUUGGAUUGAAAUCGUUUAACGUAAAACUAUCGGACAAACAAUCGCUGACAUUGUUUAGCAAAUUUGCCGACUCUUAUGGCCAACAGAUACGAACGUUGAACAUAUCGGUGAUGUGUGCGAUGCUAUCAAACAACGAUAAUCAGUCCGUAGUAAUCGGUUUGUUGUCGAAAAAAAUGCCACAAUUAAGACUAUUUUCGCUGAUUUUGUUGACCAAAAUUGACGGCCAACUAAUGGACAAACUAUUAGUCGCAAUCAAUAAAAAUCUAACACAAUUGAGACAUAUGGCGUUGAUUUGUUAUACCGAUGAUAACGGUUGCGGCAAUCAGUUGACCAGCGAUCGACUGAAUCGUAUGCAUAGGUUAACACUGUUAACAAUAUUCUGGAACCAAUCGGUAAUAAAUUGCGAUAAUUUUUGCCGCAAUAUUCAUCGCAAUCUACCGCGUCUACAAUCGCUGGCCAUUAGCGGUAUGGCGUCUAUAAGUAUCGCUACGAUCGUAGAGUUGGUAUCGUUACCGCAUUUGUCUGAUCUACUUAUCGAUGGCGAACCAAAACAGUCGACAUUAAACCGACCUAUUAUUGAAACGAAUUUACUAUCGAAUGAUAGGUCGAAAAUCAGACAAUUGUAUAUCAAAUACAUGGAUCUGUUUGAUGGUGAGGUCAAAGUGUUUAUGUUUGGAAGAAAAUUGUGUUAAGUAUUAAAAAAAAAAAAAUAACAACAAUUUUUUUGUUAACUG
Molecule: messenger RNA, 1431 nt
Organism: Oppia nitens
Lineage: Eukaryota; Metazoa; Arthropoda; Arachnida; Sarcoptiformes; Oppiidae
Exons: 2
Coding region: 115-1389 (424 amino acids)
Molecular function (GO): protein binding
Source: RefSeq, a predicted model, not a curated record